UGGUUUGACCAGGUGCCCAGGGGUGACUACACUCACAGUCAGCUCCACAUCGGUUGUCGGCUAUGUACUCAGGUGGCUACGGGGCUGAUGGGUUGGUUCUAUGUGGUUUGGCCCCUGAGGGAGCCAGGACAUGGUUACUGCUUGGCCCCUGAAGUCAGAGCCCUUCUGUCUCUGAGAACACACACUGACAGUAUUGGUGAGGCCAGGUAGAAAGGCCCAGAGCCUCAUCCAUAACUUGGUAAAGUGAUCCUCCUCGCUCGUGCCAAGGUCCCCUCCAGUCCUACUCCCAUGUUACUCCUCCCUGACCUCUGCAGAAGUACAGAGCUCUGGACUUUCCCUGGCCUAGUGCCCAGUGAUGCCCCUUUGGAUGCCAUUGUAGAGACUCCUUCUCCUGGCUCAUUGGACAGCACCACCUGUACCAGGCCUUUCUGGAAGGACAGCAGUAAUGACUGCCUACAACUGGGAAAACAGACCCAGAGCCAGGGAAUAGGUGACUUCACCCCAGACACUGCUGUCCUAUUUCCCUAGUCCCCCCCUCCUGACUGAGUGGUUUCCUGGAUUGCAGGGACUCCAGCAGGCAGCUGGCCUGGGAACAGAACCACAGUUGGGCUAUCCCUGAGAAACCUCUGGCGGGGCCCUUCUGAGCCAAGAGCUCUUGCCCUCUGGCUCACUCCUAGGAGUGUGCAGAAGGCCUGGCCCAGUCCUUAUGGGCCCUCUUCACCUCUACCCUGGCCAUCUCUCUGGUGUUUGUCGUCAUCCCCUUCUGCCGAGAUGUGAAGGUGCUGGCCUCGGUCAUGGCGCUGGCGGGCUUGGCCAUGGGCUGCAUCGACACGGUGGCCAACAUGCAGCUGGUGAGGAUGUACCAGAAGGACUCGGCCGUCUUCCUCCAGGUGCUCCACUUCUUUGUGGGCUUUGGUGCUCUGCUGAGCCCCCUGAUCGCAGACCCCUUCCUGUCUGAGGCCAACUGCUUUCCUGCCAAUAGCACAGCAAACACCACCACCAGAAGCCACCUGUUCCACGCCUCCCAGAUCCUGGGCCUGCACCAUGCAAAAGCCCAGCCUGGGUCCAACCAGACGGUCCCUGGGCUGCCCCCGAAGGGCGGGACUGAGGUCCGAGUGUCCUACGCCUUCUGGAUUAUGGCCCUUAUCAAUCUUCCAGUGCCCAUGGCAGUGCUGUUUCUGCUGUCCAAGGAGCGGCUGCUGACCUGCUUCUCUCAGAGGAAGCCCUUGCUCCUUCCUGCAGACGAGCUGGCCCUGGAGACUCGGCCUCCAGAGAAGGAAGACACCUCCUCACUACCCCCGAAGUUUCAGCCACACUCAGGGCACGAGGACCUGUUCAGCUGCUGCCAACGGAAGAACUGCCGAGGAGCCCCUUAUUCUUUCUUUGCCAUCCAUGUCACAGCAGCCCUGGUCCUGUUCAUGACGGAUGGGAUGACGGGGGCAUACUCAGCCUUCGUGUAUAGCUAUGCAGUGGAGAAGCCGCUUUCUGUGGGACACAAGGUGGCAGGUUACCUCCCCAGCCUCUUCUGGGGCUUCAUUACCCUGGGCCGGCUCAUCUCCAUUCCCAUCUCAUCAAGAAUGAGGCCGGUCACCAUGGUUUUCACCAAUGUGAUAGGCGUGGUGGUGACUUUCCUCGUGCUGCUUAUUUUCUCCUCCAACGUCAUUUUCCUGUUCGUGGGGACAGCGAGUCUGGGCCUGUUCCUCAGCAGCACCUUCCCGAGCAUGCUGGCCUACACCGAGGACAUCCUCCAGUACAAAGGCUGUGCGACCACAGUGCUGGUGACAGGGGCAGGGAUUGGCGAGAUGGUCCUGCAGAUGCUGGUUGGUUUGAUAUUCCAGGCCCAGGGCAGCUAUAGUUUCCUGGUCUGCGGCGUGAUCUUUGGCUGCUUGGCUUUUACCUUCUAUGUCUUGCUCCUGUUUUUCCACAGGAUGCACCCUGAACUCUCAUCAGCUUCUACCCCAGACCGACCGCUUGGAAUGGAGAACUCUGAUUACUACCAGAGGUGAAACCGGGGGCAGGUGAGGCUCCAGCCUCCUGAGCACCAACGCACCUGGACUGUGGAAGGCAGCCGAGGGUCGCAGUGGAGUGGCCUCUUCUCAAAGCCUUUGCUCUAAUCUUUUCCACUUGGACUCAGUUGGGCAGAAAAAAUUAAAUUGAGUCCCCAUUAAAUUUGCCUGGGGUCCUCCUCUGGCAAAUCAUUGGAUUUUCCUGGUGAUUCCAGUUACCUUCUCUUCCUCAGUUCAGACUCAGGUAGGGCCGUCCAGGAUACUGAGACAGGAAGGUAGAAGACAGCUGUGCACGUCACUUUGUCACUUUGUGCAUAGACUAUACCCUGGGUUUGAGGUCACUCUUAGAUGAAGUUUGAAAAACUAGGUUGACAUGGUAAAGCGUGUUGAUCGUUGCUCUUUGUGGAUGUUUUCAAUGGAUCAAAACCAACCCUGUUAUUCCCUGGCAUGUUCAAAAAGGACUGAUGUGCUUUCUACUUACUCAUGGUCCCAAGUUCCUCCCAUUCCUGCUGCAGAGAUCAAUGGUUCAUAUGUAUUCUAAGACUCAGAAGGAGAAGUUGAAUUGGGUUCUCUUUGGGACACUAAUUCAGUGGUAUGCUGGGCUUGCUCACGCCAGCUUAGAAAAGCUGAUCAGGUAAUAAAUAAUCAAAACUUACCACUGCCUAAUUUUAUUCUAUGGAGGCUCUUGAGAUCAUUCUGUCUGUAUUAUAGGGGUGGAGAGGUUACCAGGUGAUAAAGUGCUGCUGGGCAUCUCUUCCCAACUCCACCAUGUUGGCAGCUUGUGAUCAAUUAUGGUGGAAGUAUGUAUACCACUAGCAACUGGCAAAAGUUACAAAUUAGAGCUUUCCCCCACCCUGGGGAGCCAGUAGUUAAAUAUUUACCAGUAUACCACUGCUAGUAAGCAAUGCUAAUUGGUCCAGAAAUCCCCUGGGAGAAAGAGAUGGCCUGUUUUUCUUUUCUGUUUUUCUUUACUGGGAUGACAAGCAUGUAAAAAGGUAUAAAAACAGCACUAAGAAUUUCCAAACAUAUUUCACUUAAAUUUUACAUUUUUUUUUUUUUUAGAGGAAAAAACCUUUUAUACUAUGUCAAGGUCUUUUCUCUAACAAUUACCUGGGACUACUGAAAAAUUCUAGCCUCACAGUAUUCAGAAAGCAGUGUCUUAUCAAGGAAUUAGGAGUCCUAGGAAGGGGAGAGGCAGUAACAUAAAGUGAGAAUAUGAACUCUUCAACUCAGACAGGGCUAAGAGUACUGUGGCUUCUAGAAGUAUAAAAUAGCUGUUACAAGAACUGGUUUGCCUGUAUUUUCUUGAUGUAUAUACAAAUGUACAUGUAUAAAUAUAAAAAUCCCAAGGGCUGUAGUUCACAUGCCUGACACUGAAAGGUUUUUCCUGGAUCUUCAGGUGUUGACAAGUUAGCCAGCUCUGACUACUACCAACUGCAUAGCCAUGAGAUUGUGGCUGGAGAGAGAUCUGGGCCGAGCACUGGCCUCCCUUCCAGCUGUGUGACCCUGGGUGGAUCACAGAGGCUGUUCCAACCUCACUUUUUUUUAACCAGUAAAGUGGAAUUUCUAAAAGUACCCUACCUCACAGGAAUUCUGAAAAAAUUAAGGGAAUUUGUAUAAAGCACUUGCUAUGCCUGGCAUAACUUGCUUGAUAUACAUUAGGAAUUUUUAUUUUCAAAGCCUCCUCCUAAGCAUUUUAGAAAUUGUUCAUGUUUGGUACAUAUUUAUUGUUAAGUCAGAAAGACCAGACUUCUUUGGAAAGCUAGCAGUCUCGCGGUAUAGUUUUAACUAUGUUUGUAAAUACUUUUAAGAUUAGCCAAAUUCAAAUGUGCACUCUGACUGUAGUGACUGACCUGGCAAAAAGAAAGCAAUUGUAUUUUCUUGUGGUUUUGGGGAAAAAAAAAUCCUUUUUAUAGAGAUUUAGAAGGCAGAAUCAUUAACUAUAUCUAAGUUGAUCAUGAUUAAUUUGUUAAUAAAGAAAAUAAGAUUAAAACAAA
Ictidomys tridecemlineatus (thirteen-lined ground squirrel) is the source of this 4003-nucleotide messenger RNA. NCBI's taxonomy places the organism in Eukaryota, Metazoa, Chordata, Mammalia, Rodentia, Sciuridae. The record is from RefSeq and is a predicted model, not a curated record.